AUGGAUGCAAUCAUAUGGAAUGUCAGGUCUGUUAAUACAAUGCAGGCCUUUGAGAGAUUAAUUCUUCUGCAUAAGAAACAUCAUUUUGAAUUCAUUGGAAUCAUGGAGCCUAUGCAGCAAGCUAACAAGGUUGAAAGGUACAGAAGCAGAAUAGGACUUGCACAAGCAGUAGUAAAUGUGUCAAAUAAAAUAUGGGCAUUCAUUGAUGAGGUUUAUGAAGUUGACAUUGUGUACAAUAUGGUACAGCAGCUGACAUUGAAGUUAUUUCACACUGAAACCCAUGUAGAAUUAAUCCUUACACUGGUAUAUGCCAAAUGUGAUCACAUAGAGAGAAUAGAAUUAUGGGAUUCACUGUAUGCAAUGGCCUCUGACAUGACAUCUCCAUGGCUAGUGGGAGGGGAUUUUAAUGUCAUAUGGGAUGAGGAGGAGAAAUUUGGUGGAUUACCUGUGUCUAUAAAUGAAGUAGAUGAUUUCAGACAUUGUAUCAAUACUUGCAAUCUGUCAGAUUUGGGGUUCAAAGGAAGUAUUUUUACUUGGUGGAAUGGAAGAUCAGAGGAUGAUUGUAUCUUUAAAAGGUUAGAUAGGUGUUUUGGGAACAUAGAAUUGCAGCAAACAUUCCCAGGACUGGAGGUUACUCAUAUGUCAAAGACUGGCUCAGAUCACUGUCCAAUGCUAUUGAAGUGUGACAUUGAAAACCCUCCAAUCAAGAAGCCUUUUAGAUUUCUAAACUUCUGGACAAAACAUGAAGCAUUCAAGACAGUGGUGAAGGAGAACUGGAAUGCAGAUUUUAGUGCAAAUCCAUUUGUAGAAGCUGUUUAUCUAUUGUUUGUCAGGAAUCCUCAGAUGGUGGUAUUAGUACUAUGUACUCAGUCCAUCGGGGACAACUUAAACCUAGCUUAUAAUAGGGUCACAAACAGGUCUACAACACAGAAGGAAGAAAUAUCAUACUGCAAUAUACCAAAAAUGAAAGCAGGGAUAGCAUCCAUAAAGAGCAAACAAGCACAGGAAUGGGGCUUUUUAAUUACACGUGAGACUGACAGUAAAUCUUACUGCAAGAUGCAUAUGUGUAAGGAAAUAGCUAAGAAAAAGGAAAACAACAUUGGACUACAUACUUGGAGUGGUCUAAAUAAAAGCUACAAAGAAAAGAAGGUUACAAAAUUGAUCACAGGGUCCACAGUAAUGUACUUUGGUGGUCAGCAAGGGGAGGUAUUGGUACCAGAAGGCGUUGCAGCAGCUGGUCAGAUGAUCU
Nicotiana attenuata is the source of this 1249-nucleotide messenger RNA. RefSeq lists its product as uncharacterized. The record is from RefSeq and is a predicted model, not a curated record. The transcript has 3 exons. NCBI's taxonomy places the organism in Eukaryota, Viridiplantae, Streptophyta, Magnoliopsida, Solanales, Solanaceae. The annotation marks the transcript as partial.